AUGAAGAACUUGAAAGAGAAAGCGCUUUAUCGUGUCAUGCGCCUUUGCUGUUGCUUGGUCUAUGAUGCUGGUGUUCUGGGAGGUGUUCAGGAAACACGCCCUUUCCAUGAAGCACUCGGAAAUUCAACUGGCUCUUACAUCAUUCCCAUGGUGGCAUCUAGUUAUACAUUGGCUGCCACCGUGUGCGCUCUGGCAGUCUCGUGGCUUGGCAUGCCCUUGGGGCGACGGGGCUGUAUAGCCGAGAUGAGUCUCACCGAAAAGGAACGUGGCCCUGAGGUGGCUUUCCAAUGCAUAUUCCUAGUCAGUGGCUGUGCAUUCGCGUACUGGGUCGAUUUUGGCUUUACGCGACUCAAUAAUCAGAUCUCAUGGCGCUUUCCCAUGGCGUUUCAAGCCGGACUAGCUGUCGUUUCAGGUGUAGGUAUGUUCUUGCUGCCUGGCACUCCUCGGUGGUAUUAUAUUCGCGGUCGCUUCCAAGAAGGGGACGAGAUUCUAUCGCGUCUACAUGAUCGAGCGGUAUCGGACCCUGCUGUUCAAGAGAUGCGGCAGUCGGUUCUUUCGUCCCUUGAACAUGAGGCUGAGCAGACCAAAAGAUUGAACGUACUUGAUCUCUUGUGGGACCGAACUGACCUGCGAGUGGGACGUCGAAUUCGUGUUGCCUUUUUGACCCUGUCCGUACAACAAAUGAUGGGUAAGCAGAUCUCCUUCUUACAGACUCUCUCUCCCCGUCUUAAACAUUCAUCCCAGGAAUCAACAUCGCUGUUUACUAGUGUCACGAUUUUCUCACAGAUUGGCCUUUCUUUCACAAUGUGCCAGCUUCUCGCCGCGGUGAUGAACACCACCUUUGCGAUGGGGUCUUUCCUUCUUCCUUUUACCAUUGAGAGGUUCGGACGGAGAAGGAUAAUGAUGUACUUAGCUGCGGCUCUCACAAUCUGCCUUACAGUACUUGUCACAAUGAUUGGAUCCCCAGAGCCCACACUGGCAAAACAGUGGGUAGCAGUUGCAGUCAUUGUUAUCUAUAAUCUCAUUUUUGGCUAUGGAUGGAUUGGUGUUUGUUGGUUGUACGGGCCUGAGAUAGCGCCACUGCAGUUCCGCCACGUUGGAGGUACCGCUGCCGCAUUCGGAGAAUGGCUAUUUUGUUUUUUCACUGUAUUCGCAGGAGGUAUUGGGCUUGAGAAAGGGGGACGAGGUGAUAUAAAUCGUGGUGGUUCCAUUCCUUUUGUCUACUUCUUUAUGCCAGAGACCAUAUUGGAAGAGAUUGAUUACAUCUUCGUGAAACAGAAGUCAUGUCAAUGA
This is a messenger RNA of Aspergillus glaucus CBS 516.65, 1293 nucleotides long. RefSeq lists its product as uncharacterized. The transcript has 8 exons. Lineage: Eukaryota; Fungi; Ascomycota; Eurotiomycetes; Eurotiales; Aspergillaceae. The record is from RefSeq and is a predicted model, not a curated record. Gene Ontology annotation, molecular function: carbohydrate:proton symporter activity. Gene Ontology annotation, cellular component: membrane. Bases 1 to 1293 code for a protein of 430 amino acids. Gene Ontology annotation, biological process: transmembrane transport; carbohydrate transport.